Molecule: messenger RNA, 5078 nt
Organism: Chinchilla lanigera (long-tailed chinchilla)
Lineage: Eukaryota; Metazoa; Chordata; Mammalia; Rodentia; Chinchillidae
Gene: Rims4
Product: regulating synaptic membrane exocytosis 4
Exons: 6
Coding region: 37-846 (269 amino acids)
Biological process (GO): positive regulation of synaptic transmission; calcium ion-regulated exocytosis of neurotransmitter; regulation of membrane potential
Cellular component (GO): presynaptic membrane; cytoskeleton of presynaptic active zone
Molecular function (GO): transmembrane transporter binding; small GTPase binding
Source: RefSeq, a predicted model, not a curated record
GCCGCCGCGGCCGAGGCUCCCGGCGCCGGCGCGGGCAUGGAGCGCUCGCAGAGCCGUCUCAGCCUGUCCGCCUCCUUCGAGGCGCUCGCCAUCUACUUCCCGUGCAUGAACUCCUUCGACGACGAGGACGCGGGAGACAGCCGGAGGCUGAAGGGGGCCAUCCAGCGGAGCACCGAGACAGGCCUGGCUGUGGAGAUGCCCAGCCGGACACUGCGCCAGGCCAGCCACGAGUCCAUUGAGGACAGCAUGAACAGCUAUGGUUCGGAGGGCAACCUUAACUAUGGAGGAGUUUGCCUGGCGUCGGAUGCCCAGUUCAGUGACUUCCUGGGCAGCAUGGGACCAGCACAGUUUGUGGGCCGCCAGACCUUGGCUACUACACCCAUGGGAGAUGUGGAGAUCGGCUUGCAGGAGCGGAAUGGUCAGCUAGAAGUGGACAUCAUCCAGGCUCGGGGACUGACAGCCAAGCCAGGCUCCAAGACACUGCCAGCUGCCUACAUCAAGGCCUAUCUGCUAGAGAACGGUGUGUGCAUUGCCAAGAAGAAGACCAAAGUCGCUCGCAAGUCGCUCGACCCGUUGUACAACCAGGUGCUGCUGUUUCCCGAGAGUCCACAGGGCAAAGUCCUGCAGGUGAUCGUGUGGGGAAACUAUGGGCGGAUGGAGCGGAAGCAGUUCAUGGGUGUGGCCCGCGUGCUGCUGGAGGAGCUGGACUUGACCACCCUCGCUGUGGGCUGGUACAAGCUCUUCCCCACCUCCUCCAUGGUGGACCCAGCCACAGGUCCCCUGCUGCGGCAGGCGUCGCAGUUGUCCCUUGAGAGCACCGUUGGGCCCUGCGGCGAACGAUCUUAGUGCCGGGGAUGGGGAGGGGCUCCCCGAGAUGGCCUGGAGACCACCCAGCCCUGACCUGGGACCCCAGGCCCAGGGGCACAUGAAACAGAGGAGUAGGGGGUUCUCCCCUAUAGCGGGGAAGCAGAAUGGGAGACCUGCCCCCCUUGCACCCCUCCUCACUUCCUCUUUGCCUCCUACCCUUUGAGACCUCCCCUCUCCCAGCGGAUUGGCUGCACUUUUGACUUGGCCGGUUGUUAACCUGGUGGAUGUGGCUGCACUAGGAGAAGGACUGAGGUGGCAGAGCAAACCACCCACCUGCCCAGCACUCUCCCACCUGUCCCCAUUUUGCCUCCUCGGAAGCUUGCUGCCCGGAGCCAAGUCCAGAACCCAGCCGGCCAUCUCCAUGGUGCCAAUUACCAGCAAGUGUCUUUCCUGCGGCACCGGGUUCAGGCAGCUACUCCUGCCCCAGAGCUGAGGGGCAGCUUUGCAAGGAUCCGGAGCCAGCUCCCAGGGCCCGGAGCCCUCCCCUUGAAGAGGAGCUCGGGCCUCCCUCUGCCUGCCCGAGGAAGGAGCUUUGCCGCAGCCUGUCGGAGUUCAUCUACCCAUCCCCUCCUGCCUGCCCCUCUUCUGGUGGCUGUAGGAAUUGGGGGCCAGCAGGGACCAAAGGAAAGGCGGAGGUGCCUGGGGGUGGCCAGGGUGCCUUUCUCCAUGGGAUUGCAACAGGCUAGACUGUUGCUGAGUUAGAAAGAACAUCGUCAUCUGUGUUUUUUUUGAAAGAGCGGCAAGACCCUGAGUUUCCAGAACGCUGUGACCAGGGAGUUCAUCACCGAGGCAUUUGGGGGAUACUGGAUUGCAGGAAGGGUGAACUGAGGAAAGCUGGGACUGAGACUGGUGGUGUCAAGAACCCCUGCUUGUUAGGUGAGAGCAAAGGUCAUCUUAUCUUCCCCUUUGCCUCUGGGUUAGGGGCCAGGGGAGGCAGUGGAGCCACCUUAUUUUAGUCUUUUUAAAUAAACCAUCUUGUACCAAGGGCGGGACUCCCUGCCCAGCCUCAGUCACCUUGGCUCAAGGGAAGAAGGUGGUAGAAGUAAACACCGGAGGCCUGGGUAGCUGCCUUCUCUGCGGCCUUCCCUGGGCCUGUGGGAGCCCUUUGCAUGCGAGGGAGGACGCAGGCUGGCCCCUCUUUAUAGAAGCACAUUUCUGCCACCUCCCCCUGGGAGGCAUCCAGCAGCCUGCCAGUCCUCUUCACCUAGUCCCUGCUGUGUAGGGCGUAGUCCAGGUUAGCUGGGUAGACUUAGUAUUCACAUCCUAGGGCCUGUUCUUAGCUCAGAGUAGUCUUCACAGAGUCCUAGGCUGGAGAUGGAGAGGAGACCCGAGUACAUUCCAGGAGACCGUGUCUCCUUGCUGGCCUGGGCCUGGAUCAGCCACCUGGAUCGGUUCCCGGGAGGCCAGUAGCCCCUCUCCUCCUCCCCUUGAGACCCUCCCUUGUAGGGAUGUAGCCGGAGCUGUCCAUUAUACUCAACAUUGAUUUAUUAUCCUCGAUUCGCACUUUCUUUAUGAGAUGCUUCUGAGGCUCACUGGGCCUUGGUGGAGAGGCCUGGUUUCUGCAGACUGAGGAUGCCUGGGCUCUCCUUGGUCCCACCUUGUACCUGGUUCCACCAGGGAUUCCUAAUCCUCCCCACUCCUUAGCUUGGUUAAGCCAUGGGUGUCCUCUAAAGUUAAGUUCUGUCAUCUCCAUGGAAUUCUUGACAGUGCACUGGGAAGGAGAAAUGGAGAUGCUGCUCUCCUCCAGGUCUGCAGAGCUUCCGGGGACCAUGGAGGGGAAUGCUAAGGCUGAGAUGGUGUGAGGGCUCCGGGCUCCUGGCUCCAGCGGGUGGAGCCUAUCCAAGGCCCACAGUCAGCUUUUCUUCCCCACCUCCCUUUUUUUAACCAGUGUGAUUUCUCUGCUGUUCAUUUAUUACUCACUAUAUGGGACAUUUCGAGCCAGCAGGAGAGUGGCUUCUCUCUCCAGCUGUCUGUCACUGCUGUACUUGUUCAGGGGUCACUUUUCAAAGUCCGGGCAGGGCCUGGCCGUCCUAACCAGACGGGUAGGGGCUCAGCACUGACUUGUCCUCCCAGCCUGAGCCCUCUCUCCACUGGCUGCUCAGGUUAGAGACAGAGAAGAGAGACACAGAAAGGAGAGAAGGAGAGGGAUGGGGGGAGGGGAAGAGAGAAGGAGAGAGUGAGAGAGAGUGAGAGAGAGAGAGAGAUCGCUCCAAAGCAAUAACAACUCCCCGGGGGUGGUCAGCAAGGCCCCCUCACUAACUUUCUUGUUUGUUCUGUGAAAUCUCGCUCACCUCCUGGCGGGGUGGGGUGGGGGCUGGAGCCCUGUUUAUUUGUAUCAUUCUUGUGAGCCCGCGCCCCCCUAGAAGGGGCUGUGACCAUUGGGUGUGGGAACCACCGUCUGUCCUCACCAGGAAGGGGCUUCUGGAGCAGGAGUGAUUAUUUUCAUCAUUAGCUUUGGGGAAACUUCAGCCUGUCCCCUUUGCUGUCUGAUCUUUGGCCAACUGAGACUCCACCAUUUGGAGAGGCACAAAGUGGAGGUGGGUGUCUCUCUGGGGCUGGCGUCUCUAGGAGUGAUUCUUUUUUCAGUGUCUGGGCCGGGCUGCCAUGGGAGGGCACCACCUCCACUUCCUUUACCAAAAUGACUUUCCAUACUAAAGGAAAGGGCUUUUGGGACCUUUAGUCCAUUUCCAUUUCACACAGGAGAAGACCCAGGCCCACCACAGGAGGAACCACCCGGAGGUCACCUGUGUGUUCGAGGCACCCUGAGCCUGGGUCCCCUCUCCCCACUGGGCUGAGCUGGGGCCAGGGCAGGAUGCAGGGGGCUUCCACUUCCCACUCUUCCUCUUCCCUUUCUUUAAAACCUCCCAGAGGACCCCAAAAUAUGGCCAGGACAAGUUGUAGCCCAUCUGAGAGGUUAGGAAACUGAGGCCUAGCUAAGACCCCUCGGUAGGUGGACAGUGGAGGCAGAGUUUGGGACCCUCUGUGCUUCCUCCCUGUGCAGGAAAGCACUGUUCCAGGACAGCUCAGCCUUGAUCAGCACUUCCGGCCUCUAAACAUUGGCCUACACAGCCCUGCUUAACUCUCCUGGGCCAAGGUCUUUUCUAGGCUUGGGUGUGGGGACUGAGGCCUCUGCCGGUCUACCCAGCUGAUCGAGGAGUGCAGGGUUUAAUCUAGGCCUGGAGGAAGGUGUGGGGCUCCCUCCAGGGACCAUUACCUCCACAGCUGGGGAAGAGGGAUGAAAAUCAGCUCCUGCCUGGGCCGAGGAAUGAGGAGUGGGAGCCACACGAAGCACCCCACAUCGAGACAUCCUCACAGAACUUUGGAUGCAACGAGCCCUCUUCCCCUCAGAGCUGUCCACGUUUUUUUGCAGUGCUUUCUCUUGGAGUGUGCCCUAACCCACACAGGAGCUCCAGGUAGUGGGGUGGAGGCCUGUGCCGUCAGCCCCAUUUUCAAGUGGGGGGGGGCGCCAAGAGUCCAGGGGAGGAAGGUGCUUUUGAAAGUCCUGCCUCAAGCGAGUGGCCCAGCCAGCGCUAGCACUCACUUCUCCAGCAGUUCUGAGCUCUCCCUCCCACCCCCGGAAUCCAAGGGGCUAGUUAGGAGGUUAUGCCCUUCACAUGCCGAUGCACCAUCGAGCUCCUCGGCCGGAGCUCUGGGCGGGCCUCGUGUCAGAAAGUGCUGAGCCCACUCCCUCCAGAGGCACGGCUGUUGCAUCAGGCAAGGUCACCUGCAUUUAUUUAUUGAGCAGCAGUGCUGUGCCAGACCCAGAGGACCAAGCCCCCGCCCCGCCCCGCCCCUCCAUGUCAGCUCCCUCUGCCCUCUGGGAGGGCCGUGUCUGCAGGGGCAGCAGCACAUCAAUGGGCAGAAAGUGUUCACAUCCAUGAGCUCACUAAAAGCCCCUAGAGCAGGUGGCCCUACCCAUUUUCCCCACAGUGGCCAUGGGCAGAGUAGAGGCUGGAACCAGGGUGGAGGUAUCACCUGUGAGCCCUUUCAUGCCAUGACUGACUCCUGCGGAGUGGUGGAGGGAACGUCUCUGGCUCCUUGAGCUGGGGUCCUCCUUCCGUCCGCCCACUCUCAUGCCCUCUCCCGGAGCAGGAGCCACUGGGCCUUUAGGGAGGGAGGGUUUCAGGGCCCCGGGGUUGGAGUGGGUCAUGCUGCAUUGUGUUCAUGACCAUGUAGCUCAUGUUGAAAAUUAAAGUUUUUGGCUUUUCUAA